AUGAGUAGGGCGCUUUCAUGGGAGCAAGGACAGUGGACCAGCGGUGUCAAAUGGGAGAUCAGGGUCAAUGGAGUCACGGAAAAAGCCGAAGCGGCAGCAGGGUAUAUAAAUCUUUUAUUAAAGCUGAGGGUAUAUGAAUCUUUACAGGGGUGGUGCAGGGUAUAUAUAUCUUUUGCCCUAUAUAAAUACGUUUGGUUUGGUAUGGGUACUGCGUACUGGAGCAGGCUGCAUUGCAUAUAUACCUACGAACGAAGGAAUAUAUAUAUUCGGCAUCCUUCCACCCCAAGGCUGUCUCCCAAAAAGCUUGCCUUAUCACUUCAUUCCCGUCUCCAUAUCCCUCUCUUCAUCCUUCAGACGACGCCAUCAUACGUUGCUGUGUACAUCACCAUUUGUGAUAUAUUGCUCGCAUUCUCAUCCUCAACUUGCUUUCCUCUCUCUCUCUCUCUGUCCUCCUCACCCUCGCCAUCUAAUAUCUCCACCAUGUCUCAACAAUACUCCUACCACCAAACACCCGCAGCACCGCACCGCCUGCCCGCCAACCACGGCACCAUCAGUGCCUUCUCCCCCUCCGCCAACCCCGACGAAGACUGGACCCAGAUCUCCGAUCUCGCCGAGCGUCGCCGCAUCCAAAACCGUAUCGCCCAACGCAACUACCGCAAAAAGCUCAAGCGCCGCCUCGAAGACCUCGAACGCCGCGUCGGCUCCUCCUCCGCCUCCCCCCCACAAUCCCACACCGAGCUCAAGCCCUCCAAGCCCACCGCGACAAACAUGCACAAGACGCCCUCCUCCUCGCGGAACCGCCCAACCAAGCUCUCCCCGUGCGCCAUAUACCAAAGUCCACACCAAUACACCCCCCCGCUCCAACUGGCUAACGACCUCUUUCCCCUCGACCGCGCCGCCUCCCACACCCCCCCGCUCUUCAGCUACGCCCCCUACUCCGCCCCAGACGAAACCUCCUUCUACCCAUCCUACGCCCCCUACUCGACGGGUACAUACGAGUACGCCGCGCCGCCGCGUCCGCCGUUCGAGCCGAAGCGGAAUAACGAGGAGCUCAACGCCUUCGGGAUGAGCUAUGCUGCUAUGGCGGGACUUGAUAUCCAGCACUCUUAUGACGACCCGCUUGUGAGUCCGCGUCUGCCUGAUCUGCGACUGGGCACUUUACUGACGACAAUUUUAGACGCCGCCGCUUGGAGAGGGGUUUGAGUUUGAGGUUGUGGGGGAGGAGGAGAAUUACGCCUUGUUUCAGACGGGGAGGGGGAGCUGGUCGCCGGAGCCGUUGGUGUGAGGCUUCUCUGCCGAGAUAACUUGCUGGCUGGCUGGUGGGUGUAACACCUUUUAUGACGAACUGGAAUGGGAACUCGGUGCAUGGGAUUUUUAUUGACCCCCGGAGCGGUGUUUGGUAGAUGGAAACGAGCCGGGUUAUGUAGCGGCUGGUACUGGGAGCAUUUGGUUAAACAACAAACUGUUGGGAUAGGGAUGGAAUACCCGCUCGGUGUUUCGGCGCCAAAAUUGCUUGCUUUUUUUACUGAUUUAUGGAAUAUUCUGUCCUACUCUGCUGUCUGUUUGUUUGUUAUGUGUGUGUAUUUUUUUGGGUGGUCUAUUGCUCC
This is a messenger RNA of Pseudogymnoascus destructans, 1607 nucleotides long. RefSeq lists its product as uncharacterized. Gene Ontology annotation, biological process: regulation of DNA-templated transcription. The transcript is spliced from 2 exons. The record is from RefSeq and is a predicted model, not a curated record. Lineage: Eukaryota; Fungi; Ascomycota; Leotiomycetes; Thelebolales; Thelebolaceae. Gene Ontology annotation, molecular function: DNA-binding transcription factor activity. The coding region runs from base 1 to 1203 and encodes 400 amino acids.